ACCUGUCUGUAUACUAUGCAUUUCGACGAUGAGUUUCCUGGUUGUACACUCUGACGGUCGCACUUCCUCAACUUGGACAAAAGAAGCUUCAUUCAUCGUCUGACUCUAGAUCUGAAGCUUGGAGUUCAUUUCCGUUCAGUUUUAUAUUGGGGAUGUGGGAAAUGUUGGGCCAAUCUUCGCCUUCACCCUUUCUGCAUCUUUUUGUCAACAGAGGACACCAAGAUAUUUUCAGUUUGUGUAAAGAAGUGAGGUGUCGCAUUGCUGGAGGCAGAGUUGCUAAUCUUAGACAAUCACAAAUCGUCAAUUCACGGACAGAAGUGAGGUUGCAGAGGCCUUCUUCUGGUAGAAAUUUCAGUUCGUCCAUAUCACAAAGAAACAACUUUUUUAAGUUAGAUAGCGGUCUAUCUAGCUCAAUCCACUGGGAAGAAGGAGAGGUAGUUCUUGUUGUAGUGGAAUGUUGCUGAGAAUCAUGAUGAGAGGCUCCCACUAGUUGCAUCUUCAUUGUCUGCACUAGCGCCUUUGAGCUGGUUCCCUCCAGAUCCAACCUUUUAACAGUUGGAAACAGAGGCAUCC
Messenger RNA from Linum tenue, 573 nucleotides. The record is from the annotation of a GenBank genome assembly. Lineage: Eukaryota; Viridiplantae; Streptophyta; Magnoliopsida; Malpighiales; Linaceae.